Acipenser ruthenus (sterlet) is the source of this 4098-nucleotide messenger RNA. Its product is annotated as cell surface glycoprotein MUC18-like. Gene Ontology annotation, biological process: angiogenesis. The record is from RefSeq and is a predicted model, not a curated record. The coding region runs from base 114 to 1997 and encodes 627 amino acids. Lineage: Eukaryota; Metazoa; Chordata; Actinopteri; Acipenseriformes; Acipenseridae. The transcript has 17 exons. Gene Ontology annotation, cellular component: plasma membrane.
CUCUCUCUCUCUCUCUUCCUCGCUCAACCCCUCCCGCUUCCUUUCUCCCCACUCCAUCCGCGCUCUCUGAGAAACUUCUCAUUUCGUUCUCAGGAUAACGCACGGGUAGCAUCAUGGCUCUUCAGAAACUCGCACAGCUGAACUCAGCUCGAGUACUUGGCAUUUUACUGUUAUUAACCACCCAAGGGGUGUUGGCAGAGGUGACUGUGUCUAUGAAGGAUGUGGUCGAGGUUCAGCUCGGAGACACGGCGACUAUCCAGUGCACCCCCCGCUUCUCUGAAGAGACCAAGACCGUCCUGGUGCAGUGGUUCAUUAUGGGGCUGGACCGCAGGGAGAGGAUCUACUACAUGGACGGCAUUGACAGCGUGGCGGACAACGGGACAGAGUACACUGACCGCAUCAGCGUACAGGAAGAAGACUACACCCUGGCCAUCAGCAACGUGGGGCUGAGCGACGAAAGAGCUUUCAUCUGCCAGGUCGGGGGCAUGUCAGCCGGGAACGGAGAGAACCGCACCGAGCUCAGAGUCUACGAUGCCCCAGAAUUCCCUGAAAUUGAGGGCACGCGUUCCGGGCUCUCAAUCACCAGCAAUGAACUACAGAAGGUUGCAUCCUGCGUUUCCAGAAAUGGGUACCCAGAGCCCCAAAUCACCUGGUACAAAAACCGCUCCCCACUGCAGACCGAGGAAGAAAAGACGGAGGUCAUGCAUCAGGUGACGCGAGAGGCGAGCGGUCUGUACACAGUCAGCAGCUCUCUACUCUACAAGGUGUCGAAGGAGGACGUGAACUCCACAUUCUACUGUGAGGUCAGCUACAGGAUGCCAGGAUCAGAGCACAUGAUGGAGUCCACAGCAAUCAACGUGACUGUGCACUACCCCACACUGAACGUGCAGUUGAUCAGGGAGUCCCCAAAAGGUUUGGUGAAGGAGGGGGAUGAGGUGGAGCUUCGCUGCAUCGGAGACGGGAACCCCCCUCCCCCCUACACCUUCCACAAGCUCUCGCCCAGCACCGAGGAAGAAGAGGACCUGCCCGUGGACACAGACGUCCUGAUCUUGAGGGGGGUGACGCGGGUGGACAGCGGGAUGUAUCGCUGCAAGUCCCUGGACGUGGAGACCUACAUGGAGAUGAGCUCGGAGCUCAAGGUCGUUGUAAACUACCUGGAUCCCAUCGUUCUGACCCCCUCAGGUUCGGCUGAGCUCCUACUGGGCGAGACGCUGACAGUGUCAUGCAAUGCUCUCAGCUCCCAGGAGACCAGGGUAGUCUGGAUGAAGGAUGGUCAGGAGAUGGGCCGGGGCAGCACCCUCACGCUGGCCAAUGCCAGUUUCGACUCCGCUGGAGAUUAUAUCUGCAAGGUUACUGUGCCAGCAGUACCUGGGCUGCACAGGAGCAGCUCUGUCAGAGUCAGUGUCCUGGGGAGUCCUGUCGUGCUACAGCCGGUUCAGCUGGAAGAGCUAGAAGGUAGUAAAGUCAACCUGACCUGCAAGGCGACCGGAUUCCCAGAGCCAAGCAUCUCCUGGGAGGUUUCUGGCACUAAGGACUACCAGGAGGUGGCGCACCAUGUAGGCAAGAACACAGCGGUGAGCGUGAUGUCAGUCAUUGUGACCCCUGACCUCAAGAUCACCUGCAAUGCCUCCAACUCUCUGGGCAGCAAUGAGGGCCACUUCAGAAUCACGCUGAUUUCUGUCACCCCGCCAUCCCCCUUCUCCACAGUUCAACCAGUGAAAAAAGAGGGCAGCGGCGUGAUCAUCGUGGGCAUCAUUGUGGGCAUCCUGCUGCUCGCCAUCCUGGGCAGCGUCCUCUACUUCCUCUACAAGAAGGGCAAGAUUCCCUGCGGGCGAACCGGCAAGCAGGAAAUCUCUCGAGCGGACUCUGGGAAAGACGACAUCGUUGUGGAGAUGAAGACUGACAAGACCGAGGAGGCGGGGCUACUACAGGGUGUCAACGGCGACAAGAAGCCCCCUAGCGACCAGUGCGAGAAGUACAUCGACCUACGGAACUGAGUGAGCGAGAGAAAAAGAAAGAAAGAAAAAGACGACUCAAAAAGCAGAACGGCCCGUCCCUCAUCCUUACAGCCCCUUCCGCUCCUCACAUUGUUCCCUAUUAGUUCCUAUAUUCCACGUAAUCCCUUCCCAAACUAAACCCUCUCUCUCUCAUGUCUCCUGUGCUGUGAACUGUGCUUUUGCUCCUCUCCCCUCGCUCAGUACAGCCGGCCUCGUACUCUGAAGAGGGCAGCAGCUGAAACGUUUCUCUGCUCAACUUGUUUCUUAUAGUCUGGUCUGCUUGCCUGCCUCUUGAAGACAGACGGGAGAAUUGGCAUCCACUGGAGAGGUAGAAACACACCCAGUCCCCCUGGGAAAGCAGAACCACAAGGACUGCAUAAAGCUUGGAUUCAAUCAAAACCAAUGGCGCCUCUAUAGCUAUGGGCAAGUCAGGUUUGUGGACUACUGAAGUGUAUUACUGUACCAAACAUUGUGUUCUUUGCACAAUACCCAGAUAGAGCAGCUCUAGAACUAUAUCAUGGCUAUAGCGGGGCGGUCGUUUUGAUUGAACCCAGGGCUGCCGGGUUAUGGCAGACUGUGUUACUGCAGCUAGAACAGACACACAGCCCGGUUCCGAUCCCGUGAAACGUUUCCACGAACGAAAAGACCGUUUCUCCAAAAAUACACACAGAGACGACAGUUCAUCGAACCCAUUUUAUCAGUAACCAGUUCGGAAUAGCUGCAGACCUGGUGGGCUUUUCUCAGGAAGUGGUUACACACACAUCAGGAACACGUUUUUAUAACGGGAAGAUUGUCCGGGAGAGCUGCCUCGCGGUUGUGGCUCUCGCGUCACAGCGGGUCACGGCUGUUUCUUGCAGAUUCUGAACCCGUUUCUAAUCAAGGUUCUGUUAUUUCACUCUUAGUAAAUUCAUCCCCAGUUUUACUCUCUUCUGAAACUUGUAAUACUGUGUGAAUAAGCCAGGUUAAAGAGGUCAAGGCUUAUUACUGUGAUAGGUAUGCCAGUACUAGAGCUCUGGUUCAAACACUAUAUAUUAUAGAGCCCAUGUGAAGAAAGGGCGUUUUGCAUUGUUAGAAUCCCCCAGAAUGAAGCUUCAUGUCUCUGCUCUUCCCUUUAGCAAAGCCUGCUACUGUGGAGCGCCUGUGUGGUUUGUAUGUAUUUAUAUUUCACAGAGUAUAGAGUAGUUGAUGGUUGGGGCUGGUGAAGCGACAGAGGCCCUGUAAGGGUUAGCAUCACGUUGCAGAACCCAAGUUCUUUGAAGAAAACUUAAGUAGCAUUAGCACUGAAUUGCUUCAUUUUCUGUUUGAACCCAGACAGGAUUUAGUGGUGGCUUAGAGCACUGGGCUGCAGCGUGGAAGAUUGGGGUUUGGAGUAGCUCAGUGGUUGCUGGGCUGCAGCGUGGAAGAUUGGGGUUUGGAGUAGCUCAGAGGUGAGAGCACUGGGCUGCAGCGUGGAAGAUUGGGGGUUGGAGCAGCUCAGUGGUUGCUGGGUUGCAGUGUAGAAAGCAUACUGCGAAAAGGAGGUAGCUAGUUGGUGUAUAUGUUUAUACUGUUCGUUUUAUUUCGUUUUGUGUUUCUGUUUUUGAGUUUUUGUAGUCGUUUUAUUAUUAAGCCUUAAGUUCUACUGUCAUACACAGAGAGGCUGCAACUUUUACUGUCCAAAUUCAUCAGAUACAGCAGGCAGUGCAGAUCACAGAACUGUGUUUCCACGAGGCAAAGUGUACCGGCAGAAUACGAGUGCGGCGCUGGUGUCGCUCUGUUUGUAGCUAAAGCCAAAGGAAUGGACAGUAUUAGACCCUGCCCCUGAUUUAACAGCUACCAUUGGCUGACAAACAUGAGGGUUGCCUUGGCAACCCUUAGAAUUAUAGCAGAGCAAAGAACUCUGGAACUCAAACCUUUCUAAGCAUCAUUCAUAGAAGAUGCUGUAGCUGAAGAGUUUUCACUGUGGUUGAGAAGAAUUAGUAAAUUAUGUUUAAAAAGCAAAAAAAAACUGCCUUGAUUUUUUUAUAUUUUUAUAUAUAUAUACUUCUAUUGUGUUCCUGUUUUGUUUUUUUUUUAAAAAAACAUUGACGUUAUUGUUGCAAAAUAUAAAUAAAUACAUAAA